CCUCGACUUUGCAGUUCCUUCUAUGGCUGUUUUGCGAACGGCGGUGCUGCCGCUCAGGUCUAUAUCCAGGUGUGCCGUAGGAUUUUCCGAACCGCCUGCACUACUACGCAUCUGCAGUGCAAAGCCACAAAGAUGGCAGCGUUACUAUUCACAACCUGCGCGCCCCGCGCCGUCUUCUGUUCCUGAAUUUGGCUUCGCUUUCGACAUCGACGGCGUUCUCCUGCGGGCGUCCAAGCCCAUACCUGGCGCGCACGAAGCGCUGUCGCUCCUCCAGUCCGAGCAGAUCCCCUUCAUACUCCUCACCAACGGCGGCGGGAAGACGGAGCAGGAACGCGUGGACGAGAUCAACUCGAAGCUGGGCGUGCAGAUUUCGACGUCGAACUUCAUGCAGUCGCACACUCCGUUCGCUGACCUGGCCCAGUACAAGGACAAGACGAUCUUGGUGCUCGGCGGCGAUGAGGACAAGUGCCGCUCCGUCGCCGAGAACUACGGCUUCGGACGCGUGAUCGUGCCCGGAGAUCUGUUCGUGGCGGAGCCGAGCCUGUGGCCGUUCUCGCGCCAGUUUCUGGACUUCUACAGGCGCUUCGCACGCCCGCUGCCGAAGCCGCUCUACACGCCCGGCGCGGACCCAUCCUCCUCAUUGAAGAUUGACGCCGUGUUCGUCUACAACGAUCCUAGAGACUGGGGCCUUGACGCGACGAUCGUACUGGACCUCCUGCUGUCCAAGGGCGGCGUGCUCGGGACCAUCAGUGCAAAAAACGGCGACGCCUCCCUUCCCAACAGAGGCUACCAGCAAGAUGGGCAACCGCCGCUGUACUUCUCCAAUCCUGACUUGUUCUGGGCCGCAAAGUAUCACCUUCCGCGGCUGGGACAGGGCGGUUUCCGUGAGGCGCUGGAAGGCCUGUGGGCGGCGACGACGGGAGGCGAGAAGGCGGGGGUGCGGCUCGUUAAGCAGGUCAUUGGCAAGCCCUACGCGAUGACUUACGCAUACGCUGAGGGGCUAAUGACGAGGCACCGCGAGCAGAUGAUCAAAGGCAAGGUUGAUGGGCCACCUGAACCGCUGAAGAGAGUGUACAUGGUCGGAGAUAACCCCGAGAGUGAUAUCAAAGGCGGUAAUGACUUCAAAAGUCCGGUCGGCACGGAUUGGUGGUCCAUACUUGUCAGGACAGGUGUGCAUCAAGGUGGGGAACCCAAGUGGAAGCCAAGAGUUGUCGUGGACGACGUGUAUGCAGCGGUGAAGUGGGCUUUGCAAAAUGAGCGUUGGACUUACUGAAGAAUAGAAAUUAAUGCAAUCCAAUUACUCAACA
Messenger RNA from Verruconis gallopava, 1307 nucleotides. Its product is annotated as TIGR01456 family HAD hydrolase. The coding region runs from base 23 to 1273 and encodes 416 amino acids. Gene Ontology annotation, cellular component: mitochondrion. The record is from RefSeq and is a predicted model, not a curated record. The transcript has 2 exons. Gene Ontology annotation, biological process: glycerophospholipid biosynthetic process. NCBI's taxonomy places the organism in Eukaryota, Fungi, Ascomycota, Dothideomycetes, Venturiales, Sympoventuriaceae.